Lineus longissimus is the source of this 1409-nucleotide messenger RNA. RefSeq lists its product as uncharacterized. The coding region runs from base 140 to 1036 and encodes 298 amino acids. The transcript is spliced from 6 exons. Gene Ontology annotation, molecular function: protein binding. Lineage: Eukaryota; Metazoa; Nemertea; Pilidiophora; Heteronemertea; Lineidae. The record is from RefSeq and is a predicted model, not a curated record.
GAUUGAUCAUGACGAAUAUUUCGCAGGAGACAAGAUAACUUGCGUGUAUAAUACGACAUCAUUGAAUAGCAGGACUGAAUCGAAGACAGGCUUUUGACAGAUCUAGCGGGAUUAGUUAAUCCGAAGUAAUCAAUGAAACAUGGAAUUGUGUAAACUUUCACGGCUGUUAAUCGGUCUCGCUGUAACCCUGAUGUUGAUGGAGCCUGGCGGUGAAGCAGGCGAGGAAGGACAUUAUUCCAAACGGAUGCACGUUAAUGGACAACAGUAUUCGAUUGCCUCUCUGGACAGAACCAGAAGAUUUGCCAACAGGACACCUUACAUCAGAAGGUUCAUGACAGAUCACAACGGUGGGACCAUCCAACUGACUGAGAGGGCCGAGUUGCUUUCACUCGCCCGGAAUGGUGGCCCGUUCCCCGCAAAGUGGAGAAGUUCCGUUACUGUCCGCGCACCGAAGGGCCAUGUGGUUAGAGUCCAGUUCCUCAAUGUUAGACCCCCUUCGAUCCCGGGGAUAUGCAACCAAAGGAUGUUUCUUUUUGAUGGUCACGACACCCUCUUUUCACGGAUGAUACACGAAGCAAUGAGACCACUUUGCGGUGAUUCAGCGCCAUUCAACGACUUCAUCAGUUCCGGCCAACCAAUGACAUUGCAGUUCGUCAGCGACGGGCUGGCGCUGCCGAAUGAGCAUGGGUUUACUGCCUCUCUCACACCAAUAAGGUUGCUUGGUUGCCUGGAAAGCGACUUCCACUGCAACAAUGGUUACUGUAUCAACACGUACCUACGUUGUGAUGGCUACAACAACUGUGGGGACCGCUCGGAUGAGCUCGGAUGUUUUGCUUCAAAGAUUUCUGGCUCAAUCACCACAGCAAUGACAACCCUGAGUUACCUUGAGUGGACCAUUAUCACCUUGGGGUGCGUUGGUGUUGCGAUUUUAAUCAUCAUGCUUAUCUGGUAUAUCGUGAGCGAUAGAGCCAAGGACGAUUACCAGCAAAUUGAUUCACCUGGCAAGGAGAAAUGGAAUCCAAAUUAUUAUCAGUAGAAUUGCCUGCCACCAACCGAUGACCGUAAUUGUAAUGGUCACCAAGGGGAUUAUGACCAUUGCGUUAUUUAGACCCUACUACCGCAAUGAACUCAGAAAUGUGACCCGAUCACAUUUACCAAAAGAUAGUGGUGUAGUGCACAACACUAGAUUAUCAGGCCUUAACAAUGCUCUUUCACAGUGUCAGCUAAUAUCGGUAAACUAUGACACCGGGCUGUGUAACAUUACUAUUUUAAUACAGUUUAGUGACAGGAGUUCAGCCACGUACCUUUGAACAGAUACAUGUAUAUAACAUUUUACUCACGACUGUCAGUCAAGCUACUACAUUGUAACAUCAUAUACCGGUACUCAAUAAAGGAACUGCCCAAAGAAA